AUGCCAUUCAGGAUGAAAACUCCACGACGGUCCAUCUAUUUCCUCCUCUGCCUCAUACCGCUUGUCAAGGCUUACACGGUUUUCGAGACUAACUGUUCUGCUCCCGGAACCCCGGCAAACUUUGUCUCGUCCCCCAACGCUCGUGGCACUCUUGACAUACUAUGGGGUUCACUUUUUACAAUCCUCGCUUGCACGUGGACCCUCCAACAUCCCAACAUCCCUAAGCAACGCGGCACUGGCGACCCUGGAAGACUGGAAGCACACGAAGAUUACAAGGCAAUGCAGGACAUGGCCGCGGAAGAUGGUGUUGCUUGGAGCCUCAGCCAUUGCUAUUACGCAAACAUGGGAGGUUUUGUCAUACGAGCGACACCUGCGGAAGAAGAAUAUUUUUAUGAGCUAUAUCAUCUCAAAUGCAGAGGGAUAUGUGAACUCCGAAGGAGAGGAGAUAUCAAGCGUCUGCCUGAUAUCGCGACUGGAGACAUCGAGGACAAAUCGAAAGGCGACGUAUUCGUCAAAGUGAUCGCGCUUGGGCAGAUUCUCUGGUCGGCCUUCCAGAUCAUUGCGCGACUUGCGAGACACCUUCCUGUCUCGCCGCUCGAAGUGGCCGUCGUGGCCUUUUCUGCCUGCGCAGUCAUGAUAUACGGACUCUACUGGGACAAGCCACAGCGUGUUGGUGUUACGACUACUAUUCUUACCUAUGAUGGAGUUAUUCCAUACGAUGUGCUUGCAGCGCUGGAAAGGAUCCAGCAUUCUACGCGAGUGCUAACGUCCAAGGACCCUCUACCUGGUGCGCCGAUUAGCUUUAACUCUACCAGAUUCGUGAGCUAUAGCGGCAGCGUCCUAGCCAACGUUAUUACAGCUCUUGGGGGGGCUGUGUUUGGUGGAAUUCAUGCUAUUGCGUGGAACUUCACCUUCCCGUCAACAACUGAGUUGACCUUGUGGAGAUGCGCAAGCAUAUGUACUGUUGCAAUUCCCAUUUGCAUCUGUUCUCCUUACCUCAUGAGCGACGGAACUGCUGAGUACGUGUAUGUACUCAUACUUGGUUUGAUAUGCCAUCGGCCUUUUCUCAAUCAUAGAAAUGGGCUCACCAUCAGACCAUCACGAUAA
Messenger RNA from Trichoderma citrinoviride, 1107 nucleotides. RefSeq lists its product as hypothetical. The coding region runs from base 1 to 1107 and encodes 368 amino acids. The transcript has 4 exons. The record is from RefSeq and is a predicted model, not a curated record. NCBI's taxonomy places the organism in Eukaryota, Fungi, Ascomycota, Sordariomycetes, Hypocreales, Hypocreaceae.